Messenger RNA from Mytilus californianus (California mussel), 2157 nucleotides. RefSeq lists its product as uncharacterized. Gene Ontology annotation, cellular component: plasma membrane. NCBI's taxonomy places the organism in Eukaryota, Metazoa, Mollusca, Bivalvia, Mytilida, Mytilidae. The record is from RefSeq and is a predicted model, not a curated record. The coding region runs from base 305 to 1855 and encodes 516 amino acids. The transcript has 3 exons.
AUGAUGUAAGUCAUGUUUAAUUCACGACGUCUUUAAAAGGUUUGAUGAAUUAAGUCAACCGCUUACCUAUCUUCUUCGUAAACUUGAUACGUCAUCAUAUAUAUCAAACAGUUUAUUUUUCAGCUCCGUACAAUUUCACAGAAAACAAGAAGAUAAUUUUCGGUGUGCAAGAUUUUUAAAUUUGUGAAGGAGAAGAAAUAUUUCGGAUUAUAUUGAAAGUUCGAAAAUUUGUGAAAAUAGUUGAAUGAGAUGACGACUGACAUGUGAACUCAUUAUUUAUUAUUAGUUACCGGAUACAAUUAAAAUGGCAUCAACAUACAUGAAACUACGCAUUGCACUGUUUGUGUUUUCUGCAAUUGGACUUAUUCUAUAUAUUGCGGCGUUCGCCAUUCCAAAAUGGUCUUCUCACAAAGAUGGAAACGAUGGACUGUGGCAAACGUGUUAUUUAAAUGGUGGCGUUGCUACUUGUGCUGUGUGGCCGGACAAUCUUAAAUCUGCUGACCACAAAAUAACUCAGAUUCUGUCAUGUCUGGGACUAUCUUUCUUCAUUUUGUUUGUGGUGAUGGCUGCAUUGACUAUAUUCUGGACAAAUCAGUGGAAGAAGGCGAGAGCAAUAAAAUAUACAACAGUUGUUUUGGCUGUUUUAGCAGUUAUCUUUGCAAUUGCAUGUCUGAUGAUAUAUAAGAACGACAAAGAGUCUGGGAACAGCACCGUAUCAAUUGGCUGGUAUCUGGCAUUGGUUGGUGCAGUCAUCGCAACAAUAACUAUUCCAUUUUAUUUCGUCGACGCCUGCAGAACGGUAGAACCGAAGAAACCAGAUAAGGAAAAAUUGUUUCAAAAUAUUGGUAUUCCGCCGAUGCCAGCUCCUACAAAAUUUCCAAUCAAAGGAGAAACAGAUACAUUUAAUCCAAUAAACAGUUCAUUUGAUCCUAAAAAUAGUAGGAGACCACCUUUACUGAACGAACUUAGAAGACAACAUACGACAUUCGUUCACCCGCCACCAAAACCACCGACCAAAAAAUUGACAAAGAAAGAAAUAAAAACGUUCCCUCUACCGCCAUCUAAGACAAAAAUAAAUUUGUUUGAUAAAACUGAAAUUGAGGAUCAUCCUUCUCCGGUACCACCUCAAGUGAUUCCAAACAGUAACACACCGGGCGGUGCCAAUAAAGACUACGAUACGGCCAGUACUAAAAGCACCUCUAUAGGAACGAAUUCUCCUGAUCAUAACGAGGCAGAAAGUAUUCCACAACAACACAGUGUAUUUAAAUUCCACAAAACGAAGACGGUUCAUAAAAAUGGGAAAACAAUGCUGAAAAUUCAAAGUCAGAAUGAUAGUGAAAGACUACCACCUGUAAUGAUGGUCAUGCCUGGCGUUGAUGAAGAUGGUGAUGAUAUCGACGAUGUUUCACAAGAUGGAAAAAUAAGUCGCGGGAAAACACACAACUCUCAAUGGGAUGAAGAACAAGCAAGACGGAAAUUUGGCGCGUAUUUUGUCGAUAUGAAUGCCCGUGAAAAUACACUUGUAGAAGGGAAAACUUCAAAACUGCAGGAGCAAUUUAAGAAAAAGAUAAAUUCCAUAUCUGAAGAACAAACGAAAGCCAUGAAAGGUAGAGUAAAUGAUGUUUCUGGUAUAUAUACGGACGAACAUAAUAAAGAAGCUCCAAAACAAAAACCCAAAACAAAGAAAAAAUCUAAAAAGAAAUCGAAGCCGAAGAGACCAAUUUCACAAUCCUCUUCUAUAUCAGCUAUAAAUCCCGACGUUGAAACAUGUGUUAAUACUUACAAUAGAGAAAGCAGUAAUGUAACUCAGGACGGACUCACAAUACACAACGAACUUGAAGAAGAGGAUGUGUAAACGUGUGUGUAACUCAGGGUGGACUCACAAUACACUUACUGUGAAAACAAGUUUCUAUUAAACUUUAUAACAAUAAUCAUGGGUUUCAAAAGUUUUCAGUUGACACAAGUCCUUAAUAUUGCAGAUAUCUGCUUCAUAAAUCUUUGUUAAUGUAUUUCAUAAUAGUGAUCUUGGUAACUGGUGGCGUUAUGCUAUGAAUAAACCUAGAAUGUAAGAUGCCGUCCUCAAAUUUACACUUGUGAUAUUGUUAUGAACGGUUGAGUUCUUUUGUUGAUCAAUAAAAAUAAUUGUUAUACCUUAAA